UCUGCGUCAUGGCGGGCCGGGGCGGAUGAUGAAUUCCGGUGUGCAAGUGUGGGUUGCUGUGUCACUCGGCCCGCUCGGCGCGCCCCUUCCCCGCCGCCCUUCCGCACCGGCUCUUGGGCUCUUCCGGUCCCCAGGCGCCCCUCACCUGCAGGCUUGUCUCCCGCCGCCGCUUGGAGUCUCCGCUGCGGACUUGAUCUCGCGCGGUGCCCGGGAUCCGGGCGCCGGAAAGACCCUGGCCAUGGCUAGCGGCGCUGCCAGGUACCGGCUGAGCUGCUCGCUCCCGGGUCACGAGCUGGACGUGCGGGGCCUGGUGUGCUGCCUCUAUCCGCCGGGGGCCUUUGUGUCGGUGUCCCGAGACCGCACCACCCGCCUGUGGGCCCCGGACAGUCCUAACAGGGGCUUUACAGAAAUGCACUGUAUGAGUGGCCACUCCAACUUUGUAUCUUGUGUAUGCAUCAUACCUUCAAGUGACACAUACCCUCAUGGACUAAUUGCCACUGGAGGAAAUGACCACAAUAUAUGUAUCUUCUCACUGGACAGUCCGUUGCCACUUUAUAUUCUAAAAGGUCACAAAAAUACUGUUUGUAGUCUUUCAUCUGGAAAAUUUGGAACAUUACUUAGUGGCUCAUGGGACACCACUGCUAAAGUCUGGCUGAAUGACAAAUGCAUGAUGACCUUACAGGGUCAUACAGCUGCAGUAUGGGCAGUAAAGAUCUUACCUGAACAGGGCUUAAUGUUGACUGGAUCAGCAGACAAAACUAUUAAACUGUGGAAGGCUGGAAGAUGUGAGCGAACUUUUUCAGGACAUGAAGACUGUGUAAGAGGUUUGGCAAUUUUGAGCGAAACACAAUUUCUUUCCUGUGCAAAUGAUGCUAGUAUUAGAAGGUGGCAAAUCACUGGCGAGUGUCUAGAAGUAUAUUAUGGACAUACAAAUUAUAUUUAUAGCAUAUCUGUCUUUCCGAAUUGUAGAGAUUUCGUGACAACAGCAGAAGACAGAUCCCUGAGAAUCUGGAAACAUGGGGAAUGUGCUCAAACAAUCCGACUUCCAGCUCAGUCUAUAUGGUGCUGCUGUGUGCUAGACAAUGGUGACAUUGUGGUUGGUGCAAGUGAUGGCAUUAUUAGAGUGUUUACAGAAUCAGAGGAUCGGACAGCAAGUGCUGAGGAAAUCAAGGCUUUUGAAAAAGAGCUCUCUCAGGCAACCAUUGAUUCCAAAACUGGUGAUUUAGGGGACAUUAAUGCCGAGCAGCUUCCUGGAAGGGAACAUCUGAGAGAACCUGGUACUAGAGAAGGACAGACUCGUCUCAUCAGAGAUGGGGAGAAAGUCGAAGCCUAUCAGUGGAGUGUUAGUGAAGGAAGGUGGAUAAAAAUUGGUGAUGUCGUUGGCUCAUCUGGUGCUAAUCAGCAAACAUCUGGAAAAGUUUUAUAUGAAGGGAAAGAAUUUGAUUAUGUUUUCUCAAUUGAUGUCAAUGAAGGUGGACCAUCAUAUAAAUUGCCAUAUAAUACCAGUGAUGAUCCCUGGUUAACCGCAUACAACUUCUUGCAGAAGAAUGAUUUGAAUCCUAUGUUUUUGGAUCAGGUGGCUAAAUUUAUUAUUGAUAACACAAAAGGUCAAAUGUUGGGACUUGGGAAUACCAGUUUUUCAGAUCCAUUUACAGGUGGUGGCCGGUAUGUUCCAGGGACUUCAGGAUCUUCUAACACAUUGCCUACAACAGAUCCUUUUACAGGUGCUGGUCGUUAUGUGCCAGGUUCUGCAAGUAUGCCAACCUCUAUGUCUGGAGUUGAUCCAUUUACUGGGAAUAGUGCUUACCGAUCAGCUGCACCUAACGCAUUGAAUAUUUAUUUCCCUAAAAAAGAAGCUGUCACUUUUGACCAAGCAAACCCUACACAAAUAUUAGGUAAACUGAAGGAACUUAAUGGAACUGCACCGGAAGACAAGAAGUUAACUGAGGAUGACUUGGUGCUUCUUGAGAAGAUACUGUCUUUAAUAUGUAACAGUUCUUCAGAAAAACCCACAGCCCAGCAACUUCAGAUUUUGUGGAAAGCAGUUAACUGGCCUGAAGAUAUUGUCUUCCCUGCACUUGAUAUCCUUCGGCUGUCAAUUAAACAUCCCAGUGUGAAUGAGAAUUUCUGCAAUGAAAAGGAAGGGGCUCAGUUCAGCAGUCAUCUUAUCAAUCUUCUGAACCCUAAAGGAAAGCCAGCAAACCAGCUGCUCGCUCUCAGAACUUUCUGCAAUUGUUUCGCUGGCCAGGCAGGACAGAAGCUCAUGAUGACCCAGAGGGAAUCCCUGAUGUCCCGUGCAAUAGAACUGAAAUCAGGGAGUAAUAAGAACAUUCACAUUGCUCUGGCUACAUUGACCCUGAACUAUUCUGUUUGUUUACAUAAAGACCAUAACAUUGAAGGAACUCAGUGCUUAUCCGUGAUUAGCACAAUCUUGGAAGUUGUACAAGACCUAGAAGCCACUUUUAGACUUCUUGUGGCUCUUGGGACACUUAUCAGUGAUGAUUCAAAUGCUGUACAGUUAGCCAAGUCUUUAGGUGUUGAUUCUCAAAUAAAAAAGUAUUCUUCAGUGUCAGAACCAGCUAAAGUAAGUGAAUGCUGUAGACUUAUCCUAAAUUUGCUGUAACAGUGGGGAAAGGGGUGAAAGUUUAAAUUGAUAAUUGUUUUGCUCAUAUUUUCCAUGACUGAUUACAAAUGAUUUAAAAAAUACUGUGGAUGAAGUAAAAUUUCAGAUCUUGUAAAGUCCUGGGGAGAGGAAACGAGGCAGAAAUAAAAUUUUGCACUGAUGAACUGUGAGAUUUUCCUAUGUAAUUUAAGUAGAUUUUGAAGGUUACAGAAGCAAUGCAAGGAAGAGCAAUAAUUAAUAGCACCACAACUACAAUGGUAUUUCUUCCUUAGCUUGGCUGCUUAGGAGAAUAUAGUGGAUUUACUUUUAUAACCUGAUUUCAUUAUUUAUGUACAACAAAUUGUUCAUUAUUGACAGUUAUCUUUUUUUUUUAAAGAUGUAUUUAUUUAUUUUAAAGGCAGAGCUACAGAGGGGCAGAGAGAGAAGUCUUCCAUCUGCUGGUUCACUCCCCAAAUGGCCACAAUGGCCAGAGCUGAGCUGAUCCAAAGCCAGGAGCCAGGAACUUCCUCCAGGUCUCCCAUACAGGUGCAGGGGCCCAAGGACUUGGACCAUCUUCUACUGCCUUCCAGGCCAUAGCAGAGCAGCUGAGUCUCGAAUUGGUACCCAUAUGGGAUGCUGGCACUACAGGUGGCAGCUUUACCCACUAUGCCACAGUGCCGGCCCCAGUUACUUUUUUUUUUUUUUUUAAGAUUUACUUAUUUAUUUGAAAGGCAAAGUUAGAGAGAGAGAGAGAUCUAUCCACUGGUUCAUUCCCUAAAUGGCCGCAAUGGCCAGAGUUGGACCAGUCCAAAGCCAGGAGCCGGGAGCUUCUUCUGGGUCUCCCACAUAGGUACACGGGCCCAAGCACUUGGGCCAUCUUCCACAUUAGCAGGGAGUGGAGUAGCCUGGACUGGAACUGGUGCCUAUAUGGGAUGCUGGCACUGCAUGUGGCAGCUUUACCUGCUGCACCACAGUGCCAGCACUGGCAGUUAUCUUUUAUCUAAUUUCUCCAGUUCCUCUCAUUGCUGGAUUCUUUCAAUAGCACUGAUACAUGUCAGGAUGAUCUUCUAGGAUGACUACUUUAAAAUUAAAAAAAAAAAGUUAUGUUUAUUCAUGUAUUGAAAAGGCAUAACAAUUUUUUGAUUUAAGUCAUUUGUAAAUAGUAUAUUCUUUGCUUGAAUAGUAUUUUUUGCUUGAUGGUCACUUUUAGAUGAAGAAAAAUCAAAUAGGAAAGCUGUGUUAGGCCACAUCAAUUCAGACUGCUGACACCUCAAAUCAACUACAAUCUUAGGUAUAGUUUUUUUUUUUUAAAUUUCACUUUUGGGGGUUACUUCCUUUUUCAUCCCAGUUUUGAUAUUUGAUUGUUUAUUUUGGGUCAUUUCCAUUAUUUCAAAGGGGAUCUGGAACAUGUUGAAUUUUACCAGGCAAUUGUGCAAGAAAGAACACAUCGCACUAUUAUUUGAAUGUCUAGAGCCUGUCAUAUGAAGCUAGUAUUUUUGAAGUAGUAUGGUCCAGGUAAUGUACUACACUUUGACCUUUGAUCCUCAAAAUAAAUGACAUAUAGAAUUAUCUGUUUUUAGAAGUAAAAAUACUGGAAUGAAUCAUAUGAGAAGAAAAGUAAAGUAAAAAAUUAGUUAACUACUCAAAAUACAUGCAAUGCUAUACUUCCCAGAGAGAUCAUCAGAUUUGAAGGUAAACAUCCUAAUAACUCAUUAAUUAAUGUAUUGUGUUGGAGAUAACCCAGUUUCUCAAAAGAAGUAUAACUACUCCUAUGUUAAAAACGAGAGAGGGCUUUUUAGAAAGAGGACUUUCCCUAGACUAGUGAGCAACAUUUGAAACUUAUGGUAGAAGAAACCGUGAGUAGGAGCAUUCAGUCUGGGUGUUAGCAUGCCUGCUGAUAGGGUGCCCAAGUUGGAUUCUGGCUUCAGUCCCUGAUUCCAGCUUUCAGCCAAUAAAGAUACCGGGAGGCAGCAGUGGCGGCUCAAGUUAUUAGGUUUCUAUCACCCACAUUAGGUGGCUUGGGUUCCGCUCCCUGCUCCUGGUUUCAGCCUGACAUAACCCCAGCAAGUGCAGGUGUUUGGGGAGUCAACUAGAAGUGGAAGCUGCAUGUCUGUCUGUCUGUAGCUUUCUGCUUCAAAUUAAAAAACAAAGCAAACGAAAUCACGAGUUUCCUGACUCAGUGGCCAAAUUGCAGUCUAAGAACAGUUCUGCACUAAGGACUGUAAAAUGUUUACUACGUUCCACUUGCACUAAUUAAAUUAAAAGGAAAAAAAAAAACUUUUCACAAAAAAAAAGCAAGGAAGGAAGGUGGGAGGGGAAGGGAGGGAAAGGGGGAAAGGAAAAAAGAAAAAAAGUACUCUUCCUAAUUGGGUAAGGAAAAGUUCUGAUUUAUAGGAUGGCCUAUGGGGAAAACUUGGAAUAUUCAAAGGGAAUGGAUAAAAAGUUAAUAUAGGUAAGUACACUUUGCUAAGUAUUGUGACUUCCUGGUGUGUACCUGGACUUUAAGUGUUCUGUUUGCUAGUCCAGCUAGGUACCUGUGCUUUACUUCUCGAAUAGGGAUCUUGGGGGGGAUUGUGUCAAAGUUAAGUUGAGCCUGUGUCAGCCUGGUUCCAUUAUAGUACACUGCUUUUUUUUUUGUAAUACAUUCACUCUAGUAUGCAGUAACAAGUACAAACAAUUAAUGCAAUACUUUGAGAAACUGGCUACCUUUAAAUAAUGGUAGGACAUAAAAUCUUGAUUAAUAAUAAGAGUUAACUCUUGAAAAAUGAAAGGGGUGCCAAAUUGUAAACAUUGUUUGCUUCCUAUCUCUAUGUAAGUCUUUUUAUAACAAGAUGUAUUAUACCAUUUCAUGUUUAUUGAAAAAUAUUUAUAAAAUACAAUUUAGCA
Molecule: messenger RNA, 5488 nt
Organism: Lepus europaeus (European hare)
Lineage: Eukaryota; Metazoa; Chordata; Mammalia; Lagomorpha; Leporidae
Gene: PLAA
Product: phospholipase A2 activating protein
Biological process (GO): proteasome-mediated ubiquitin-dependent protein catabolic process; ubiquitin recycling
Cellular component (GO): cytoplasm; nucleus
Molecular function (GO): ubiquitin binding
Source: RefSeq, a predicted model, not a curated record